Messenger RNA from Rubroshorea leprosula, 781 nucleotides. Lineage: Eukaryota; Viridiplantae; Streptophyta; Magnoliopsida; Malvales; Dipterocarpaceae. The record is from the annotation of a GenBank genome assembly.
UCCCGCCUUCUUUCAUCUUCACAAUUAGAAACCAGAUGGCUCAAAAAACAAAGAACAAGAAGAAAGUUCCACUGGAGAAACAAGCCAGAGUCUCCUUGUUCUGGCCAGAUCUUCCUCAAAUGUUCCUCGACCUAAUUGGAAAGGAUUCAACUCUGAUGUGGAACAUCGGCUAUGAAGGUGUAACCAAGUCAUGGACAGCAGCGGCAAAGCAGUGCAACCCAAAUGCAUCUCUGCCGUGGCUUCAGCUCUCUGACGAUCACGUUCAUGUUCCUCGCAAUUAUGGUGAUGUUACUCAGCCUGCUGAUCAAUUCAACAUUUCAUUUCAUCAAGGGUACACUUACUUGCCUUGCAGAUGGUCAUCUCAAGGCCCCUGGAACAAUUGUCGUCUCCCUGAAUUCGAUCCCAAAGUCCCGUUUAUGCGUGUCAUAAUCUCUUCUUUGAAUGAAGAUUAUUCAACUAGGCAUUGUACCGUGAUGGUGUUGACAGGAACUAGCCAUCCAGCAUUUGUGUACUACAGGUUGAGAGGAAAAGGAAAGGUGCCAGAAUGGGUGAAGCAGGACUGCACUCUGAUUGAUCCCCAUUACCAGAACAGAUCAGGAGGUGGGAAAUUUCUGCAAUUCACCAAUGCUAUUGGAUUCAAAGGAAGGUUCUAUGCUUUGAGUCUGCAAGGGACAGUUGCUGAGAUUAUUGUUGAUGAUGAGUUUAAUCUAUGAGUCAGAGCUCUGAGUCUGAAAAGGGCUGUUCUUAUGCCUCCACCGACUAAUAAUCUUUAUUUCUGAUA